Messenger RNA from Heterostelium album PN500, 252 nucleotides. RefSeq lists its product as uncharacterized. The transcript has 2 exons. The coding region runs from base 1 to 252 and encodes 83 amino acids. Lineage: Eukaryota; Evosea; Eumycetozoa; Acytosteliales; Acytosteliaceae. The record is from RefSeq and is a predicted model, not a curated record.
AUGAUUGAGUGGUUGGCAGAACAUAGAUCAGAAGAUAGAGAGUUUAGUAAUAUGUACUACGGUGCGGUUACUGGCGGACAUCUCGAUGUUGUUCAAUACCUACUCGAUAUCAAUGAGCCAAUAAGAUCUGCCCACAUGAGAGUUAUGACUUGGUCACCUUUAACUUUUUAUCAAUCGAUAUUUGAUAGAGUUGAUCUUUUUUCAACUUUAUCAACCCAUUCUUUACUCUUAUUAUCAAUAUCAUUUAAAUAA